GGGAAUCGAAACCAGGCCGGAAGUGGCCCAGCGCGGCCAUUUCGCUCAGGUUGUUAACUGGUUCUAACCUGUCCGUCGCCUGCGUGGGACGCUGCGGUGAUUUAGGAUGUCAGCAGUGGACGUCCUGUGGGGCCAAUGAGGGGAACUCGGCUUGCGGACUUCCCGGUGGCUCUGCAGAGCCCCCGGAUCAGACCACACCAGUGACGCUGCUGGUCUCCUUAGAAGCCCAGCCAGACUCUCCCCCGAAGCUCUGACUGAAGCCUCCAGAUGCCCACCCAGCUUUGGGCUCCCGGGAAGAAAGGACUUGCCCACAAGAGAGACCGAGAAGUGAAGCCCAGAGGAGACAUGACUGCUGGCGAGGAUUUGUCCCAGAGGUCCCAGGCCCUGGGUUCAGAGGAGCAGGAUGGACCAUGCGAGGUAUCAGUGUCAUUUGAGGAUGUGACCAUGGACUUCAGCAGGGAGGAGUGGGAGCAGCUGGGCCCCGCCCAGAGAUGCCUGUACUGGGACGUGAUGCUGGAGAUCUGCAGCCACCUCCUCUCCCUGGGGUACCCCAUUCCCAGGCCAGAGAUGAUUUUCAGGAUGGAAAAGGAAGAGGAGCCAUGGAUAAGGGAGGCUCAGCUCCCACAUCAGUGGCGUCCAGAAGGGGAGUUUGGACUCAAAACCUCACGACAGAAAAUUUUUGAAAAAGCUUCGUUUCGCGACGGUAAGGAACUUGCGGCCCCGGGAGGCGGGUCAGGGUGCUCCGUCUUGGGAGAUGUGAACCCCACAACGAGGCGUCUGCAGAAGCAAGGGAAACCUUCGCGGCACGGGGCUCUCCUCAGUAGGGAAACACCGGAUACAGAGAGAGACCGCGGGUGUAAAGACCCGGGAAAAAUCGCUCCUGUGAGGCCCCAUCUUGUUCCUCCACAAAAAAGACCUCCUAAACGUGGCUCAUUUGCGAAAAGUUUGAAGCCCAACCUAGGAGGAAGUCCUCAAAAGCAAAGCGACGGCACAGAACACCUCGAUGGGACUGUCGGCUCUGGCCGGCUACUCCCCCAUAGCCCUUCCGGUCCUGGCUACAAGAACGUUCGUCCAGGAGAGAACCUGUGUGAAGGGAAUCCACAUAUGAAAGUCGGCAGCCGUAAACCGCCACACGCACAACAUCGAGUUCAUACCUGGGAGAAACCCGAUAAAUGUGCCGAAUGUGGCAGGGGCUUCGGCCAGAAGCCACCCCUCGAGCAGCAGAGAUUCCACAGCGUGGAAAACCUCCAGGAGAGCAGGAAAUGCACGACCAGCCUUGCCCCGCGGCCAGACCUCGGCGCGUAUCUGCCCGCUCACGCAGGACACGUUCCGUACAUAUGUAAGGAGUGCGGGAAAGUCUUCGCUCAGAGGUCGGAACUGACGACACACCAGAAAAGCCACGCCAGACAGAAGCCCCACAAAUGCCAGGAAUGUGGAAAAGCCUUUUUCCAGGCGUUAUCUCUCUUCAGACACCAGAGAACCCACACUCGAGGGAAGCUCUACGAGUGCGGCGAGUGUGGGAAAGGCUUCUCCCAGAAGUCCACCCUCGCCAUCCAUCAGAAAAUCCACGCCGGCGAGCGGCAGUAUGCGUGCGGCGAGUGUGGGAAGGCCUUCACCCAGAAGUCCGCGCUCAGCCUGCACCGGAGGAUCCACUCGGGGGAGAAGGCCUACGCGUGCCUCGCGUGCGGCCAGGCCUUCGUGCAGAAGGCCCACCUGACCGUGCAUCAGAGAAGCCACACCGGAGAGAAGCCCUACAAGUGCAGCGACUGCGGGAGAGCCUUCACCUCCAAGUCACAGUUCAGAGAGCACCAGCGGGUCCACACGGGCGAGAAACCCUACGUGUGCGCCGAGUGUGGGAAGGCUUUCAACGGCAGGUCCAAUUUCCACAAACAUCAGAUGACUCACACGAGAGGGAAGACCUUUGCCUGCCACACAUGUGGGACCGCCUUUGGCCAGAAAUCAGAGCUGAUGACACAUCGGAGAACUCACGUCGGACAGAGGCCUCACGCAUGCGGGGACUGCGGGAAAUCCUUCAGUAAGAAACCACAGCUCCAAGUGCACCGGCGAAUUCACACGGGAGAGACGCCCUAUGCGUGUCCUCAGUGUGGGAAGGCCUUCAACAACAGAUCCAAUUUUAAUAAACACCAAACAACUCAUACCAGAGACAGACCUUACGAGAGCAGUUACUGCAUGAAAGGCAUUACCCAGACAUCCGUUCCCAGUAUGCAUCAGCAAUAACAUAAAGUGAAACAAAGUCUAAAUUUCUCGAAGGAAAAAAAAAAUCUCCGUAGAGUCUGAUUCAAUUGAAUGUUAACAGAAGGACCCCCGGAAUGCGCUGCAUUGUUGCAAAGGUACACCUUGUUUUAUAUGAAGGAAAUCACUUAGACAAGAACAUUUAACAAUGAGGGGAAGUGUCCAUAUUCGUACUAACCUCGUCAAGGAUUAUAAAACUCUCUUGGGAAGAAACCCGGACUAACCUUGAGAAAAGUGUCUCUGUAGAAAGUAGUACAAGAGGGGCGCCUGGGUGGCUCAGUAGGUCAAGCAUCCGACUUCGGCUCGGGUCAUGAUCUCGCGGUCCGUGAGUUCGAGCCCCGCGUCGGGCUC
This is a messenger RNA of Herpailurus yagouaroundi (jaguarundi), 2604 nucleotides long. RefSeq names its product zinc finger protein 175 (gene ZNF175). NCBI's taxonomy places the organism in Eukaryota, Metazoa, Chordata, Mammalia, Carnivora, Felidae. The coding region runs from base 268 to 2238 and encodes 656 amino acids. The transcript is spliced from 6 exons. Gene Ontology annotation, biological process: regulation of DNA-templated transcription. The record is from RefSeq and is a predicted model, not a curated record. Gene Ontology annotation, molecular function: RNA polymerase II cis-regulatory region sequence-specific DNA binding; DNA-binding transcription factor activity, RNA polymerase II-specific.